Messenger RNA from Durio zibethinus, 912 nucleotides. Its product is annotated as RNA-binding (RRM/RBD/RNP motifs) family protein. Gene Ontology annotation, cellular component: precatalytic spliceosome; U1 snRNP; U2-type prespliceosome. Gene Ontology annotation, biological process: mRNA splicing, via spliceosome. NCBI's taxonomy places the organism in Eukaryota, Viridiplantae, Streptophyta, Magnoliopsida, Malvales, Malvaceae. Gene Ontology annotation, molecular function: mRNA binding; U1 snRNA binding. The record is from RefSeq and is a predicted model, not a curated record.
UUGAGUCUUUAACAAUGGCUUAUCCGUCGUGUGAGCAAAGAAAUUGAAUUGAGUCCCUGGAGUGGAUGAAUUGCCAUGUGGGCGGCUACCCUUUCUUUGCCUUCACCAAUCUCUGCAAAUUGUAAAACCCAUAAAAAUAAAUGCAUCAACUUCAGACUCAGAGCAUCACUCUUCGACUAUCCUCUUGCAAGCAGGAUCUUUGUUAGAAAUUUGCCAUUUUCUACCAAAGAAAGCUGUUUGCAGAAGGAAUUUGCAAAUUUUGGCCAAAUAGCUGAAGUUAAGCUUGUCAAGGAUGAAUUCACAAAAAGAUCAAAAGGAUAUGCAUUUAUUCAAUAUACUUCUCAGGAUGAUGCAAUGCUUGCUAUAGAGAACAUGGAUCAACAGGUAUUUGAUGGCAGGCUGAUAUAUGUUGAAAUAGCAAAACCCGGGAAAGAGAGGCUUGGAGGAUAUCCAAAAACAUCAGGUCCCCCAAGGACUAAGCAGGAUUUACUGGAAACGAAUGAUUUGGCAGACUGCUGGUACUAAAAGAUGUGGGACAAAAUUUGUUGAGUUUGCCAGGCAAAAGCUGAAUCACUUUAUGUUUUCUGGCUGAAAGGGUUCUACAAUUUUAAGGAGGGUAAUUCUUAUUGAUCUUGACAUAAACCAAUGGCCUAUACCCUGCUCGUAAGUCGUAACAUAAUCUUCUUAAAACUUUAUUUGAUUAUUGAGGAUGGGGAUGUCAAAUAGGCAAUUGAUAAUUCUGCGCUUUUUACUUCUACAUGUUUAAUCACUUAUGCUUUGUAUUUUUCUCUAAAAAUAGCUUCCUGAAAAUAAUUUUUGAAAAAGAGACAUAUUUUGGGAAAAAUCUGAUAUUUUCUGUUGUACGGAUGAUCUUGUGAGAAAUAUGUUUUUAUAUUUGGAUGUUUUACAGUA